CAAGAGCAGUCCGUUUGUAAGCAAAUUUUCAAAUGCAUGUACUUAACGCUUCAAUCUGAUUAUUAAAAUACAUAAGUCAGAUAAUUUCGUACUGCAUGUUGCCUAUAUUUGUUUAAGUGCCCUUUUGAUGAAAAUUUGGUUUAGGAAGAGGGAGUUUUAGUUAGCUGCUUCGUUUCGUUAUCGAGAAUGGCAACUCUAGGUACUGGUAUGCGGUGUCUUAAAAGCUGUGUAUUCGUUUUGAAUAUCAUCUGUCUGUUGUGUUCCCUAGUACUGAUUGGGGCUGGUGCCUAUGUAGAAGUUAAGUUCAGCCAAUAUGGAGACAACUUGCACAAGGUCUGGCAGGCAGCACCCAUUGCUAUAAUUGUUGUUGGAGUAAUAAUUCUUAUAGUGAGCUUCUUGGGUUGUUGUGGAGCUAUAAAAGAGAACGUCUGUAUGCUGUAUAUGUAUGCAUUCUUCCUCAUUAUACUUUUGAUUGCUGAAUUGGCCGCUGCCAUAGUUGCAGUUGUUUACAAAGAUAGAAUCGAUUCAGAAAUCGACGCAUUGAUGACUGGUGCUCUGGAUAAACCGACUCCAGAAAUAACUGAGUUCAUGGAUUUGAUUCAAUCAUCAUUCCAUUGCUGUGGAGCCAAGGGUCCUCAAGAUUAUAAGGGAAACAUUCCAGCUUCAUGCAGAGGAGAGAACACAGUCUAUCAUGAGGGCUGUGUACCUGUCUUUGGAGCAUUCUUGAAACGCAACCUAGUGAUUGUUGCUUGUGUUGCAUUUGGUGUGUGCUUUUUCCAGUUGUUAAGCAUUGUCAUAGCUUGUUGUUUGGGUCGCCAAAUAAAGGAGUACGAAAAUGUGUAAUCCCUGCAAAGAAAACAAUAUUGUUUAUCGGUCCCGUUCUGUUUUCCUUCUGGCUUUUAUGAAAUUAUGCUUUUUUUAUUGCCUAGAUAAUUGUGCCUUGGUUAAUAAUCAUGUAUUCGACUUCGUUUACGAUAUAUAUUAAUUAUACAUAAAUAUGAUACUGUCAUUCUCAUUGUUUCACUUUUUAUCAUUCAUAUACAUAAUGAGUUGCAUUGAUUCCCUGGUAUAUACCUACAAACUGAUGACAAAUCAUCUUCACUUUUAUGGUGUCUUAUAACCUUUCACGUUUAUAUAAUUUUAAAUCUUUGUUACACCUUUUAUUUUACAAACCGCUUAUUUUUCCGCUACAGCAUUAGACGUUUCUUGUAUAAAUCAAUUCCGUUAUCUCAGUCUUCAAAUGCGAUUGGGGGGUGUUCUAAUAAUAUUCAUAGCAGUAACUGUUCGAAGUUUAUUCUAUUCGUUCUCAAUUCCUUUGUUUAAAACUGUCAGAUCUCCAAAUAGAUUAAAGCGUCAUAGUGUUUGUUUGUCAGUAAUAAUACAUAUUUAUUACUGACGAUGUGUUUCAAAU
Molecule: messenger RNA, 1411 nt
Organism: Schistosoma guineensis
Lineage: Eukaryota; Metazoa; Platyhelminthes; Trematoda; Strigeidida; Schistosomatidae
Source: the annotation of a GenBank genome assembly